Penicillium salamii is the source of this 2391-nucleotide messenger RNA. The record is from the annotation of a GenBank genome assembly. Lineage: Eukaryota; Fungi; Ascomycota; Eurotiomycetes; Eurotiales; Aspergillaceae.
AUGCUUCAUUUCAGUGACUGUCACGCCGCCGAGAAUAGUCCAUCCGACUUCGCCGCCCACUGUCGAGAUCCCGCAUCGCCGCGCCAUGUGUCAUGUGAUAUCGAUCCUACGUCAGCUCAGCCGCGAGUCAUGAACACUCCUCUCUCCUUUGUGGAUGGAAUCUCCAUCCGGGAAGACGAUGCGUCUACCCUAAAUUCGACCCCACGUUCGGAUAUCUUUUCCAACGACGAUCGUUCGACUUCGGCUUCAACCAAUAUGGCUUCCGACGUCGAUCGCCGGUUACAUGAUGUUGGCGUUGCAGCACUGGCUGCUGUGUCACAAUUCCCACAUGCCGUGAAUAAUGAAAGCGGUUCAUUCCUGGUCUCGGAGAUCGUCAAUGCCGUGACGAGCGCUGGCAGCCCGCCAGACUAUCGUCUUUUGGACCCAAGGGCUUCUCUGCUACCGGGGCGAGUAUUUUUCAACCAACGCGCUGAAUCGCAUACACCGGCUGGACCGGAGGUCGCCCUCGGUCACGGGUCACCCCCGGGUGGCGAUGAGAAUAUCGAGGCGACCGUCCAGAAUUUGAUUCACCGCACCGCAGGACGGCAGGACAUGGCCAUCGCGCCGGACACUUAUGUUGAAUCUCAGAAGGAAAUGGUCAUGGAUUAUGACCCUACGCCAAUAGACGACACUUCAUCGCCUUUCUCGGAAUCAGAUGAUGAGUUUGAAGAUUUUAUCCGAUUCUACCCGGACGAGGAGGAAUACCACAACUUGCGCAAGCAGUGCUUGAUGCAACCCGAUUUCCAAAUGGCGGACUAUGAUUUAGAUGAUUUCUACAAGACCAUCAAUUACGAGGACAUCGAUAUUGAUUUACCUCAGUCGCUGGGGGUUGCAGUUUCUGACCCUUUCGAGAAUCACAUCGGCGAACAACCCGAAGCAAUGCCACACCCAGCUUCAAUAAUACAUACGUCCACAUAUGAGCGCAACCUUACAGUCGAUGAAUUCAUCCAGCGCUGGAUGGUGCAGACAAACAUCAUUCCUCGAGGAUUCCAUUCCGAAAGUCGAAUCCCACCACAGCUUCGCCCUUUAUCGAAGAUGAUCAGCUGGGAGCCUCCACGAGAGAUUGUCCGCCCACAUGAUUGGAGACGCGAUUUUUAUGAUCUCCAGCAGAUUCCGUGGACAGAAACCCUCCGGGUGAAACGGUCUGAUGCAAGGGCAGUACGCGAUGGCUGGUAUACCUCAUAUCACAACCUGGACUACUCGCACCUUAGCAAUGCCAAACGCCUCCCACGAACUGAGUUCGCAUUCCGGGAAAAUUCCAUGCACACCUCCCACAAGGCAUCUAUUGAGCAUUUUCAGCUCCGCAAUUUGAUGUCAGCCCCUGCAUAUAACACCGUGAACUUCGCUUCCCGUUCGAAAGUGCUAUCAUGGACCCCCACUACCGGUGAUGCGCGCUGUCUCAUCGAUCUCAGCCAACCAGAUCCAGAGUCAGGUUUCCUCGGCCCGGUCAAGAUUUCUACCAUGAAGACAGCACAUGGCUUAACCAUCGCAGGCGGGUUCUGCGGUGAGUAUGCCUUACACAGCUCAGCAGGUGGUGCUGGCAUAAAGGGUCUCGUAACACCCGACUUCAACGAUGGCAUCACAAACCAUGUCGACGUAGUGCCCAGCCGCACCGGACCCUCGCCAAUCGGCGUCUUCGCCUCAAACGACAAACACCUCCGCAUUCUCGACACAGAAACAAACGUAUUCCUCUCCGAUCAGACUCUCUCCCAGCCUAUUAACUGCACCGCCACCUCUCCCGAUUCGCGUCUCCGCGUGGUCAUCGGAGACUCUCCAGACGCAUGGGUGAUCGAAUCCGACACGGGCCGUCCCGUCCAACCCCUCCGCGGCCACCGCGACUUCGGCUUCGCCUGUGCCUGGUCCCCAGACCUGCGCCACAUCGCAACCUCAAACCAAGACAAAACAGUCAUCAUCUGGGACGCCCGAACCUGGCGACCCCUGGAGACAAUCGACUCCGACGUCGCCGGAUACCGCUCAUUGCGCUUCUCGCCCGUUGGCGGUGGGCCCCGGACUUUACUGUGCACCGAACCCGCGGAUCGUAUAUCCAUCAUCGACGCCCAGCUAUUCCGCUCUCGCCAGGUGCAUGAUUUCUUCGGUGAAAUCGGUGGAGCAGAUUACUCGCCUUGCGGUGGCAAUAUUUGGGUCGCUAAUACCGAUCGUCAUUUCGGUGGUUUCAUGCAAUAUCAGCGUCGACAGUGGGGUCAGCGCGUUGGCUUGACGGACCUUCCUAACGAAUGGCUUUUGGAAGAUGAGUUGGAGGAUGACUCUAAGUGUCAGCUGAGUAGGAAGGAGCGUGGGCUACGCUUCCUAAAGAACUUAUCGGAGCAAGAGCAUGAUUCUUUGAUCCUAUAG